Alnus glutinosa is the source of this 1539-nucleotide messenger RNA. Its product is annotated as mitochondrial carnitine/acylcarnitine carrier-like protein. Gene Ontology annotation, molecular function: L-ornithine transmembrane transporter activity. Lineage: Eukaryota; Viridiplantae; Streptophyta; Magnoliopsida; Fagales; Betulaceae. Bases 448 to 1341 code for a protein of 297 amino acids. Gene Ontology annotation, biological process: mitochondrial L-ornithine transmembrane transport. The transcript is spliced from 4 exons. The record is from RefSeq and is a predicted model, not a curated record.
AGAAAACGAGUUGGUGGACAGCGAGAGAUAGAUAGAGGGAACGCACACAUUCAGGCUGACGCCAGGGGUCCAGGAGUGGCUUUUGCUCAAUCACUCUGUCUGUGUCCGCAUCCACCCGGUUUCUUGGAUCGCAUUCUCAACCACAUCUCCUCUCUCUCUCUGCCUUUCUUGGUGUGAAAUCUACGGUUGAUUUUUGUCGUACCCAACCGCUGUCUUGUGGCUCUCAGUCCCUAAGAUUCAAUUCCCAUUCCUAGAUUCUCUUAUUCCUUGGAAACCCAUUUCAUAGUUUCAUCGAACGCUCCUCUCGGGACCCAUUUCAUCUCUUUUCAUGGGUAUUCUAAAGAUUUGAUUGUCUAAGACAAGAGGCCGGAUUUCCUGGUAUUGGGUUCCAAUCGUUUUUGCUCUUAUUUAGUUGGGUUCUUUCAGUGAACGUGGAAGUCCGCUCCAAUGGGGGAUGUGGCGAAGGACUUGGCUUCUGGGACUGUUGGAGGAGUAGCACAAUUGAUUGUUGGGCACCCCUUCGACACCAUUAAGGUCAAACUCCAGAGCCAGCCUGCUCCACUCCCAGGCCAAGCUCCCAAGUAUGCUGGUGCAAUGGAUGCUGUCAGGCAAACAAUAGCUGCUGAAGGCCCUAGAGGUUUGUAUAAAGGUAUGGGAGCUCCACUGGCAACUGUGGCUGCCUUCAAUGCCGUUCUCUUCUCUGUGAGGGGACAAAUGGAGGGAUUAUUGCGGUCUCAACCUGGUGCUCCACUUACAGUUAACCAGCAAGUUGUCUGUGGGGCAGGGGCUGGAGUUGCCGUUUCCAUUUUAGCUUGCCCCACUGAAUUGAUCAAGUGCAGGUUGCAAGCCCAGAGUGCAUUGGCAGAUUCCGGUUCGGCUAGUGUGGCAGUGAAGUACAGUGGACCAAUGGAUGUAGCCAGGCAGGUUCUCAGAUCAGAAGGGGGUGUAAGGGGUCUCUUCAAGGGAUUGUUUCCCACAAUGGCACGUGAGGUUCCCGGAAAUGCUGCAAUGUUUGGUGUCUAUGAAGCUCUGAAGCAGUACUUCGCCGGUGGCCAAGACACUUCUGGAUUGGGAAGAGGCUCUUUGAUUGUGGCUGGAGGCUUAGCCGGAGGUACCUUCUGGCUCUCUGUCUAUCCAACUGAUGUCGUCAAAAGUGUAAUUCAGGUAGAUGAUUACAAAAAUCCCAAGUUCUCUGGCUCCAUUGAUGCUUUUAGAAAGAUCCUGGCUUCAGAGGGAGUAAAAGGCCUGUACAGGGGCUUUGGACCUGCAAUGGCCCGAAGUAUUCCUGCAAAUGCUGCGUGUUUCUUGGCAUAUGAGGUGACAAAGUCAAGUCUGGGAUAAUCUGUUCUUUCAGUUUUAGUGGUUAAGGAUUUGGUUGAAUUGAAGCAAUGGUUUAACCACUGAAUAAAACUGUUUUAAGAGAAUGUUUUGCAAUGCUGGCAAGCUCUCUGUACUCUGUAAUUCCACUUGGUUGCUGGAAAAGGAACAUUUUUUCACCAAUUGAUUUAUAAAGGCACCAGUUGCUGAACUUUGCUUUUC